UCAGUCCUGCAGUGAGAGACUUGGGAGUCCAUAGCUAAGCACCAGGAGCUGAGCAUUGCCUGCUGCGCCUGCCCGCAAGUCUCGACAUGGCUCAGGAGAAAAUGGAUCUGGACUUUGAGCCUGACACCUCUGAUGUGGGAACCCUGAGGAGAUCUAACAGCGCUCCCCUCAUGCAUGGAGUCAGUGACUUUGCGCCGGUUUUUGAACCCUAUACUGUUAGAGGACGGAGAAAUAGUACAACCAACAUGAGCCGUCAUAGCUUGGAAGAAGGCCUGGAUCUGAUGAACAGGGAAACUGCGCAUGAAAGGGAACUGCAAACGGCAAUGCAGAUAAGCCAAUCUUGGGAUGAGAGCUUGAGCCUGAGCGAUAGUGAUUUUGAGAAGCCGGAGAAAUUGUAUUCUCCUAAGAGAAUUGACUUCACUCCAGUUUCUCCGGCCCCUUCACCCACCAGAGGACUUGGAAAGCAAUGCUUUUCACCAUCCUUGCAAACACUUGUGAGCAGCAGUGGGUUGCCAUCCAGCCCGGGUUCUAGUCCAAGACAAUUUUCAAGGAGGAGUCAGAGUCCAGUCAAGUGCAUUAAGCCCAGUGUUCUUGGUCCUCUUAAAAGAAAAGGUGAAAUGGAGACAGAAAGCCAGCCCAAGCGACUCUUCCAAGGCACCUCCAAUGUGCUGUCUGCGGAGGCUGCAGAGUUAUCUGAUCUCAGUUCAUGGUGGUGUUAUCAAGGAGAAGAAAUUCCUGCCUUGACCAGAUGUGUGGAGCAUCUACAAAUGAAUGAAUAAUGUUGUUAACAUACAAACCACUGUGUACUAAAGCGUCCAUGGAGCUGUCAGUAUCUCGGGUGGUAUUAUGAGGCCUCAGGUGCCUUGGGGUACAUUGUCGUGCUGUGAGGGAUGUUUAUCAUAAGGUAGGGUGACAGAGGGGCCUUUAAUGUGUGUCAUUGCCACAUACCAUUUUGGUUGCUGCCUUUUUUUGAUUCCAUUUUGUCAUUGCAUUUGUUUGUUCUGUCGUGUGGUAAUUGGUGUUUUGGUUAUUGCAUUGCCACCAGAAUCAGAAUCCAGUUCUUGUUCAUACUGCCUUAUAGUAAAGAGCAGUUUAAUAUGUAUGAGGAUGCUUUUAGGAGCUGAAAAAGUCAAUGUUAUAGUGCAUUCUGCUUUUAAGAAGUUGUGUGAGCUAUGAGCAGUGUAUGUGCUAGUAAGUGUGAGCACUGUAAGGUAUUUAGUUUUGCAAAGAGAAAACUCCUGACUGAGCUAGUUUAGAAAUCUGAGUGUAGUCCAUUGUUGUGUUCUUUAUAAUUUAUAACUGUAUGAAAUGUCUGUCGUGAGAUAUUUCUCUUAAUGUUCAGAUGUAGCAGUUGGAUUGCCUGUAUUUAAUGUGCAAAUUUGCCUGCUAAGAUCAUAAUAUUCCAUUCUCGAAUGUAAGAAAUGAAAACUGCAUUUGUGUCUUUUGAAGGCAAAAAUCCUUGGAUUUUAAAGGAAGAUGAUGUGUUUUGAAGGUACUCACAGACUAGUAAUAGUAUAUGGCUUGAAGGGAAACCUAUUCUCUUAUAAUGACUAACAAGGGAGCAUCACUUAGCUUGCAGUAGUGCUGUUAUCACAUCAGAUGUGUUCUUUAUUUUAAAAUGUAAUCAUAAACAGCCAUUAAUGGCUUUAUUUCUUGUAUUGCUCUUAACUGUGCAAAUCCCAUUAUCCUUCAAACCUAACAUAAAUGUAUCUAUUAUGAAGCUUGUCCCCAUGUUGGCCAUUAUAAAGAAAAUUUCUCUGAUGGUAUUUAGUGUCUCUACUGUGCUUAUAAAGAUCCUUGUUGAAAUAUUGCCGCCUCUAUAAUGAUAAUAGAUGGUUUUGUCUUACAGGAGAUUUAUCCACCUUUCCUCUACUGUCUACUUUGCCUUAAAGGGACACUUUUGGCCAUCAUUUCUAGGCUAUGAUUUAGAACUGUUCAGAAAGAACUUUGAGAUAUGAUAUUUAAAUUUGUUUUUGAAAUUCAGUAGAGGGGUAGAACUGGAGCAGGAAAUUGAAAUUGUUCUGAUGGUAUGAGAACUAAGAGGUAAAAUGAUUCACUUUACUCUUUCAAUCAAGGUUUGCGUUUAGUUUUUAGUGUUCAUAUGGACUAGAAAGUUAAGUUUGCGCAGGGAUUGUUUUUCAAUAAGUAAAAGAUACACUAACUCGUAGAUUACCUUUGUUGAUGGUACCGCUUUAUUUUUAUAUAGAGACUAAUAUUUGAAAAGAGAUCAUUGCUAUACACUAAAAUUCUCUCUUCCUAUUCUAAUAUUAUAUCCUUUAUUUCAGGCUUCUAUUUGCAAACAAGUAUAAGAGAUGAUACAAUAAGCAAAUCCUGUAGAUACAACUGUUUUUGCUUGAUCAACUUAUAUAAUCACUAUAUUUCAUGAUAACUGCUUUUGGAAUAAUAGAAAGUUUUGUGAAAUGCCAGCCUUAUGUAGAAUGCAAAUUUAAUAAAGU
Otolemur garnettii (small-eared galago) is the source of this 2456-nucleotide messenger RNA. It is a transcript of the gene PABIR2, whose product is annotated as family with sequence similarity 122B. The transcript has 9 exons. The coding region runs from base 87 to 779 and encodes 230 amino acids. The record is from RefSeq and is a predicted model, not a curated record. Lineage: Eukaryota; Metazoa; Chordata; Mammalia; Primates; Galagidae. Gene Ontology annotation, molecular function: protein serine/threonine phosphatase inhibitor activity.